Molecule: messenger RNA, 3488 nt
Organism: Thunnus maccoyii (southern bluefin tuna)
Lineage: Eukaryota; Metazoa; Chordata; Actinopteri; Scombriformes; Scombridae
Gene: stard7
Product: StAR-related lipid transfer (START) domain containing 7
Exons: 9
Coding region: 117-1343 (408 amino acids)
Molecular function (GO): lipid binding
Source: RefSeq, a predicted model, not a curated record
AAGUGGGUGUGUGUGUUAAAGACGUUAGAGGAAGAGGAGGAGGAGGUCAACUGCUCUGCCAGAGUUUGGAAAAACGUGAGGCUGUCGCCACUCUGCAGCAAAGAUAAACAGCCGUCAUGUUUCACUCUGUGCCCCGUCGUCCCAUCUGCGAGAUCGGCGUGAAUACAUUGAGGCUUCAGAGCAGCCGGUCAUUCAGGCAGACUGUGGAGGAGGGCAGAGGGAAGCUUGAGAGGGUCCCAUGGCUGGGCAGGAGCAUGGGCCUGCUGCUGUCCUGGCUGCAGAGGGCAGGUGUCGAUGCCAGCGAGGCCGCAGGAUCUGGUCGGCAUAGGAAGGGCUUGCUCUCCAUAUUUGCAGACCACUGCAGCUUUGUGACCGGCCAGAGGCUCCGGCGUGCAUGUCAGAUCGGUGAGCUUUACUCAAACCUGUACUCCGAGAGGACCAAGUGGACCCUGGUUGGGAGCAUAUGGCGCAGAUUUCAGAGCAAGCACGCUCCCAACGGGAAACUUCUCGCGGCCCUGGCUGGCGUCUUCAUGUGGGAGAAUGAGAAGAUUCAAGAUGAGGAAAUCCGCAGGUGUGGACUUGAGCUACAGGCACUGGAAGCUGUGAAAUCUCAAAAUACGUCAGUAGGAACAGUGGCUGGACAACUGGAGCCUGGCUGGGAAGUUGUGAUGGAGAAGAAAGACUUUAGAGUGUGGAAGCGGCCUAUCCCAGACAGUCACCUCUAUGAAUACAGAGUGUUGGGCUCCUACAGCGAUGUCACACCAAGACAGUUCUUCAAUGUGCAGUUGGAUACAGAGUACAGGAAGAAGUGGGAUUCUCUGGUUAUCAAGCUUGAAGUGGUGGACAGAGAUGCCACUACAGGCUCUGAAGUUGUGCACUGGGCUACACACUUUCCUUAUCCCAUGUACUCGAGGGACUAUGUGUAUGUGCGGCGGUACGAUGUUGACUUGGACAACAACUUGAUGGUUUUGGUAUCCAGAGCUGUGCAGCAUCCCAGAGUUCCAGAGUCUCAGGACUUUGUGAGAGUUCAUUCAUACCAGUCAAAGAUGGUCAUUCGCCCUCACAAGUCCUUCGAUGAGAAUGGAUUUGACUACCUGCUAACCUACAGUGACGACCCUCAGACUGUCUUCCCUCGUUACUGUGUGAGCUGGAUGGUGUCAAGUGGUAUGCCUGAUUUUCUGGAUAAGCUGCAUACUGCUGCCUUGAGGGCCAAGAACUUGGAAGUGGGAAUCUACGACUAUGCAGGUGUCAUUAAAUCCACCGACACCAACCGCCAGCCAAAUCAGGAGCGCCUCACUGGAGAAAACAAACAUACAGGUGGUCCUGGGCAGAUCUACGCUUGAGAUGGAUAUUUUAUAAACCGGGGUUAUGUUGGUGUGUCUUCACUAACACUUGAACCCUGAAUCAAACCCUCCAACCCCAACUUCUUGGGUACAUUGUGUGAACUUCAAAUGGAACCAACAUUAGUGUGAAACAUAUGUCCAUCCAUAGACAUGGUUAUAUUUGUUGUAGAUGAGAUGUCACAAGAACAAUGGGUGACAGUGUUACUGUCCUUUUGAGAAAAUGUUGCCAUGGAAAUUGUCAUUCAGGCUGCUGGCCUUGGUACUAUUUUUGCUUUGCCAGCCAAUGCCAUGCGGCAUCUUUUGCUGCCUUUGGUAAUGAUGUAUGUUCUGCAACCGUUGGUAAGAUUGAGCCAAAAUUCCUAAUUGUAGAGAUGCUUUUGCCAAAGCACUGUUCGUCUCCUUUUAACGUUCUAUGUCUUGUCUUCCAUUCUUUGACAAGACUCUACUUUAAAGGCUAUUCAGAGCGCCAGCAGCCACAUCACUGGAUUCAUUUCUGUUGCACAGCAUUGGACACACAACAGUAACUAUGACUCUGGUGGACAUUGUUACUGAAAUGUAAAGCUGGGGCGAAGAUUUCCGCACUGACAGAUGAAGAACUGAGGCCCCUGAGGGGAACACUGUCUAACAUGUUUCUUCAUUUCAUGUAUUUAAAGCAACUGGUCUCCUGUUUUCUUGCAGCAUGAGUGAUUGAUCUUAAUAUGACUGGACAAGAGGAAUUUGAAAAAACAAAAUGAUGCCAUUAUUAGAUAACAUGUCCACAAAAGUUAAAAUGAAAACCAUAGGGCUUCUCUUUUUGUUUUAGGGGAUGUCAUUAUUUUGCUGUCAGCACACUUCAGGUUUGACACUAUCCAUCUCACCGUGUCUGUGUGACUAUUUGAAACUGCCAGCGUUGACAAAACAGCCUUCUGAAGAUAAACCGGUCCUUCAGCAGUAGGGGCAUAGUGUCUUAUAACAACCACAUAAAUCCUCAGAGACAAUGGUACAAAUGCACUGCAGUUACGCAUUUUGAUAAACUGAUGCCCUUUUUAGAGAAACACAGAGCACUUGUGCCAUCUCACAACCAAAUGCAUUUCAUAGUAAAAAAUAAGUUGUCCCAUUUCAGCUCAAAUUGUUUUGCUAUCUUGGUGUUAACAACAGUUGUAGUAGCAAACUGUAGGUUGCACUAGUGAAGUCAUGUGUUGCUGUAGAUCUUGUACAUUCAUAAAACCAUCGCCGGAAUAUUGCGAAAAACUUGUUCUUAUGAGUAUCACAAGCUCUGUUAUGUUUGUCCUCUGCAUCGUGAUGCUACCGUUUUUGUCAUAAAUAUUUGUCCUACUGAAACUCCAUAGACCUCAUCCUUCCAAAUCUGUGUUGUUUUUGUAAUUAAUGGUUCGCAGGGGGUGUUAUGAAUGUACGAAGAGCACUACAUGCUGUGAAAUAAAACAUCGCCUAUAUAUAAUAAAGUACACUGUUUACAGCCUGACAAUCUGGCACAAAUAUCUUGAAAUUUAAUUGUGUAAAAACAUCUCAUCUUGUACUCAAAAUUAAUGUCAUAUUUGGUUAAGGUGGAACAUUGGAGUGAAUCAGCGGUAGUGACUGUUUUUAAGGUAAAGCAGUAUCGUGGGUUUCACUGUUGUGAAGGAAAUCCCUGUGUAUCCAGUAUUCGUUAUUAUAUUCCCAUUGUGUCAAACAUAUGUAAUCCUUUUCUGUAGUGAAUUAUUUCCUGAUAUUUAAUUUUUAAAAAUGGCAGAGUAGGUUGUGAGAUAUGAUUUUUCUGUCAAAAGUAUGAGGGAUAUUAUUACUUUUUGACCUUUUAUCUUGUGUGGACAAGAACAGAACUGUGAGACUCAAAAGAGAUCAUAAUAACCCCGUAAACGCUGCAAAAUGUUUGCUAAUGUUCAGCCUGCGAAUGUAACAUUUUAGUGGUUUGUCAUUUGUGGACACCUGUGUGCCACCUGCAGUAGUCUAAGAGUUGUCACAUACUGUUGUUCUUUCUUUCUGCAGGCAGUAUAACAUUUGUUGUCAUGAACUACCACAUGGGAAUUAAUUUAGGAACUGAAUUAAUGUGUGGAAAAUUGAGUGGUUGCACUUGUGACCUUGUGAUUUUAAGAAUGACUGAAAUGGUAAAGCGACUAAUCCAAUAAAAUAAAGAGAUCUUCAUGUGCA